Pocillopora meandrina is the source of this 910-nucleotide messenger RNA. The record is from the annotation of a GenBank genome assembly. Lineage: Eukaryota; Metazoa; Cnidaria; Anthozoa; Scleractinia; Pocilloporidae.
AAAAGAGUAAGAAGAAGAAGAAGAAGAAGAAGAAAGAGAAAAAGAAGAAAAAGAAAAAGAAGAACAAGAACAAAAAUAAGAAGAAGAAGGAGAAGGAGAAAAAGAAGAAAAAGAAAGAGGAGCAGAGGAAGAGGAAGAAGAAAAAUAGGAAGAAGAAGAAGAAGCAGAAGCAGAAGCAGAAGCAGAGGAAGAGGAAGGAGAAGAAGCAGAAGUAGAAGCAGAGGAAGAAUAAGAAGAGGAAUCAGAAGAAGAAUAAAAGUAAGAAGCAGAAACAGAAGAAGAAGAAGAAGCAGAAGCAGAGGAAGAAGUAGAAGGUGAAGAAGAAGAAAAAGAAGAAGAAGAAGAAAUAGGAAAAAGGAGAAGAAGAAGAAGAAGAAGAAAAAGAGUAAGAAGUAGAAGAAGAAGAAGAAAGAAAAAAGAAGAAAAAGAAGAAAGAGAAAAAGAAAAAGAAGAACAAGAACAAAAAUAAGAUGAAGAAGAAGGAGAAAAAGAAGAAAAAGAAAAAGGAGCAGAGGAAGAGGAAGAAGAAAAAUAGGAAGAAGAAGAAGAAGAAGCAGAAGCAGAAGCAGAGGAAGAGGAAGAAGAAGGAGAAGAAGAAGAAGUAGAAGCAGAGGAAGAAUAAGAAGAAGAAUCAGAAGAAGAAUAAAAGUAAGAGGCAGAAACGGAAGAAGAAGAAGAAGAAGAAGCAGAAGCAGAGGAAGAAGUAGAAGGUGAAGAAGAAGAAAAAGAAGAAGAAGAAGAGGAAGAAGAAGAGGAAGCCAAAGAAGGAGAAGAAGAAGGAGAAGAAGAAGAAGAAGAAGAAGAAGAAGAAGAAGAAGAGGAUGAAAAAGGAAAAGGAAAAGAGGAAAAAGAAGAAGAGAAGACGAAGAAGAAGAAGAAGAAGAAGAAGAAGAAGAAGGAGAAGAAGAAG